Molecule: messenger RNA, 1146 nt
Organism: Argentina anserina (silverweed cinquefoil)
Lineage: Eukaryota; Viridiplantae; Streptophyta; Magnoliopsida; Rosales; Rosaceae
Exons: 7
Coding region: 24-944 (306 amino acids)
Source: RefSeq, a predicted model, not a curated record
UUCACAUUUGGUCGUUGAGAGCUAUGGCGAAGCUGAGACUAGUUCAAGUUUCAAUCUUUACAGUGGUGUUGAUCUCGGCAUUGGUUUCAAUCUCCGAGUGUGCAAAGAAGCCGGUGACUGUGGCGAGGAAGGAGGACGUUCCCUUCAUCAAGUGCCAAGUCUGUGAGAAGCUGGCAGCUCAGUUGCACCACCAAGUUGAGAAGAAGAGAGCUGAGAUCGAACCCAAGAAGAUCUCGGAGUAUGAGAUCAUUGAGAUUACGGAGAAUGUUUGUAAUUUGAAGAAGGCGGAAGCGGAUUGGAUUUUGCUGAUUGAUAUUGUUGAGCAAGGAGAUAAGUUGCAGCUGGUGGAACAAGAAUCUGAAGGACAAUGCAAUUCGGAAUGCAAGACCAUCGAGCGAGCAUGUCAGGAGGUUUUGGGUUAUUCUGAUACUGAUGUUGCUGAAUAUCUAUACAAAUCCAAACCUGACAUUGGUUCCCUUGUUAAUUACCUAUGCAAAGAUCUUACUACAGCGUGCACUGUCAAGCCUCCUCCAGUUCCUAAGGAUAGGACUCCUGGAGAAGUUUUUGUGCCCAAGUCAUCGAAAGAGGCUGAAAUGGAAAAGAUUUUGAAAUCUAUGGAGGGUAUGCCAGGAGCCCCAGGCAUGAAAAUGUACUCAAGAGAUGAUUUGAUGAACAUGAAAAACUUUGGCGGGGAAGAAGGUGAUGAGGAAGAUGAUGAUGAUGAUGACGACACUCAGUUUCCCUCAAAAUUGGGAAAGGCUUUGAGAGAGAAAGAAAGUACAAAGACUGAUGUGAAACAGAAGAUCACCCAUGGAAUUAUGAAGACCAAGGACACACUAAAGAAGCAUGCAAACAGAGUCUCCAACUGGUUACGGCAAAGGUGGAGGGGACUCAAACAGGCAGCGUCAAAGAAGAGUACAAGGGCCAGCAAGGCAGAGCUUUAAGGCACCAAAUCACACGACUAUAGGAAUUGUGUUACCCAUUACAUUUUUGUUAGAAUUGCAUCAAUAUGAUUUCGCCUUUUGCCAUUUCUAUCAAGUAGGAGUUGAGGAAAAAUAACAGUGUCGUUGUAGUUUUUGUUUCCAUCACUCAGAUUACCUAACAACUUGAGCACUAUGAAUAUUACAUCAAUUUGCUAGUUUUCAG